AUGAGCGCGAGUGCACCUCCAGUCCAGGUGGUGGCGGUACCCUUCCUUAAAAUUUAAAAUAGGGGCGCGAAACCUGAAGGGGAAAGAAGCAAAGUAGAGGAGAAGUUGAGAGAGGAUCCUUAUCGCCGUCUGAACAGCCGGCAGACAUGGACCUGAAGCAGUUUGAAGCGGACAACUGUGGCAGCUGCAGACUGGCCUCUCUGAUCCCUGAUGUGUGCAGGGCGGAGGACUGCUGCCUGGGAGUGGAUGAGGCAGGCAGAGGUCCUGUGCUCGGACCCAUGGUGUAUGGGAUAUGUUUUUGUCCUGUUUCUAAAAAGGAGGAGCUGAAGGACCUGAAAGUAGCCGAUUCAAAGACCCUAACUGAGGCUGAAAGAGAGAAUCUGUUCCAAAACCUGGACCAAGCAAAAAGCUACGUUGGCUGGGCCCUGCAGAUCCUUUCUCCCAACAUGAUCUCCACCAGCAUGUUGCAAAGGAUGAAAUACAACCUGAAUGCUCUUUCACAUGAUACAGCCAUUGAUCUGAUACAGUAUGCCUUGGACAGUGGAGUACAACUCAAAGAGGUGUACGUGGACACAGUCGGCCCAGCAGAGAAGUAUGAGGUGAAGCUCUCCCAACGGUUCCCUGGUAUCAAGGUUACUGUGAGGCCUAAAGCCGACUCCCUCUUCCCUGUUGUCAGUGCUGCCAGCAUCUGUGCUAAGGUUGCCAGAGACCGUGUUGUAAAAGGCUGGAAGUUUGCAGAAGACCUGGGGCAGAUAGAUACAGAUUACGGCUCAGGAUACCCCAAUGACCCCAAAACUAAAGAGUGGCUUCUGAAGUACCUGGACCCUGUCUUUGGUUAUCCUCAGUUUGUUCGAUUCAGCUGGAGCACCGCACAGACCCUCAUGGACAGCAAGGCAGUGACUGUACACUGGGACGAUGAUGAAGAGGAUGGGGAGAAGGCGGCAGAGCGGCAGAACAACCGGUCCAUGUUGUCUUAUUUCAGUGCAUCAGCAGAAGCCGAUAGAGCCCAGCAGACGCACCGUUUCUUCACUGAGAGGAGGCUGAAGAGUUUAAAGUCACUCUGAAAAGGCAUGGGAGGACGUUCAUUAUAUCCUGGACAUUAAAAUCUCAGUUGAGGAACAAGCAGCGAAGAUGCUGACAGAGCAUGAUAAAACAUCUGAUUUCCCAACGAUCUAAACUGCAGCCUUUAUUUAUCUUGUUUGUUUUUUUAUGAAUAAAAUUAUGUGUACGCA
Girardinichthys multiradiatus is the source of this 1232-nucleotide messenger RNA. It is a transcript of the gene rnaseh2a, whose product is annotated as ribonuclease H2, subunit A. Bases 147 to 1064 code for a protein of 305 amino acids. The transcript is spliced from 9 exons. Gene Ontology annotation, molecular function: RNA binding; RNA-DNA hybrid ribonuclease activity. The record is from RefSeq and is a predicted model, not a curated record. Gene Ontology annotation, cellular component: ribonuclease H2 complex. Lineage: Eukaryota; Metazoa; Chordata; Actinopteri; Cyprinodontiformes; Goodeidae. Gene Ontology annotation, biological process: mismatch repair; DNA replication, removal of RNA primer.